This is a messenger RNA of Centrocercus urophasianus (Greater sage-grouse), 3793 nucleotides long. Its product is annotated as mitochondrial import inner membrane translocase subunit TIM16-like. Gene Ontology annotation, molecular function: protein binding. Gene Ontology annotation, cellular component: TIM23 mitochondrial import inner membrane translocase complex. The coding region runs from base 1583 to 3694 and encodes 703 amino acids. The transcript has 22 exons. NCBI's taxonomy places the organism in Eukaryota, Metazoa, Chordata, Aves, Galliformes, Phasianidae. Gene Ontology annotation, biological process: protein import into mitochondrial matrix. The record is from RefSeq and is a predicted model, not a curated record.
ACUGGGCUGGGCUGGGCGAGGGUCCCAGCACCGUCUCUUCUGCACAGUGAUCCGAAGGCGCGUUCUGGCAUGCUCUGCCCCAUCCCACCCAGCUGGGGACCAGCCGUGGCUCCACCACGUUGCUCACAGGAGUGUCGCAGCUCCCGCUGAGCUACGUGUGCUGCAGAGAGGCACUGCCACCGAGCAUUCCCUGCCCUUUGCCAGCUGUACCACCAGGGCUGACAUCCCUGGCUCCCCUGGUGCUGCUUGCUCCACAGGACUGGGAGCCAGCAGAGCCGGCACAUGAGGUUUUCAAAUCUCCAGCUGUCAAAUUUUGGCUGCCACAGCCGUGUGGCUCAGGUGCAGAAGCAAUCUUCUCGCCGACAAUCCUGGCUGGGGUUGGGCUUCCAGCUCUCCUGGCCUUGGCUCCCAGGGUUUCCUUCCCCUCUCAGCACUGAUACUGGCUCCGUCCUUCUGUCUAGCAGCAAGGCGCUGGGCUGGCGGGGAGGGCUAGCAGCCCCCAGCCAUCUACCUCACUGCCCCACACUGGGGCCCUCCUUGUCCUCACUGCAGUGGCGCAGCCCUCACACUGCGCAGGGGACACAUCACCUGCUUAACCUGAAAGUGGGACAGGGCUGAAGGGAUGCUGGUCCUGGAGCCAUGCAGGAUGCAGAGGGAAGGAUCGAGCAGGAAAGGAGAAUGACAUCGGGGGUCUGUGCCACCAGGGAGGUCUCCAGUGCCAGUGGAGAUACGUUGGAUCUUGCCCCACAUCUUGCUGCUGCUGCAGGGAGCGCCAGGCUUGGCUUGGCUCCUCACGGGCCAUGCUGGCUGGCGUGGCUGUGUUUGUCCUGGCAGGGGAUGUGCUUGGCACCCUGUGCCCUCUCCCACCCUGGCUGUGGGCCCCAGCAGCUCCUCUAUAGGGCAGGCAUCCUGCUGAGCCUUGAGGGGACUCCUGGCAGGGCUUCUCCCAGAAGCACAGCACCUCUAUGGGGCACAGCUCCUCCAGGUGCCAGGAGAGCAUGUACAUGCCAUCCCCACGUGCCUCCCACCCUGGGUAUGCUUUGCAGGGAGCAGAGUCAGGAGUGCUGGGCUGUGUGGUGGUGCUGGAAGCACAGCACUCAGCUCAGUUCUGCCUUUCCGUGAUGGAUCUGGAAGCAUUGGUGGUUGGGCUGUUUUCUUGGCGCUGCUUAAGUGAGAGCGAGGGAGUUCCAGCACCUCCUGUGUCGCACAGCAAGCAUUGCUGCAAGGUCCCGCUGGGACACCGGAACCGCAGGGCCCAUCUGGGUACCACGUGGGAGCCAGCACUGUAACUCCUCCGCUCCUGUCCUCAGCAGAGCUGCACCAGGGCCCAGCAGUGGGACUGGGGAUGGUGCCGCAGAGGACAGGGCAAAGUCUGGGUGCGCUGGGGGUCCUGGCCUCUCAGCAGCACAAGGGGAAAGGGGCUGCUGGGUAGGGCAGUUUACCAUCAGUGUCUCAGUAGCCUCUGGACACAUGUGGGACACCUGCCUCCUGAGCUGGGAUUUGGCACGGAUGAAGAGCCCAGGAUACAACUGGGGAAAGCGUCCCAGGACAUGAGAACAACAAGGACUCCCGGCUGCUCUGGAUGGGAGCCAGCGAUUGCCUCAUCUCCGUGGGGUUCAGCCAGAUGCGUGAGCGGGAGGUGAAGCUCUGGGACACACGGAAGUUCAGUGGUGCGACUUUCACCUUGGCACUGGAUACCUCAUCUGGGGCCGUGAUCCCGCUGUAUGACGCCGACACGGGGCUGCUGGUGCUGGCGGGGAAGGGAGAAAGCCUCCUGUACUGCUUGGAGGCGGCAUCGGCUCAGCCUGCCCUCACCCAAGUCACUCAGUGCCUGAUGGAGGGACACACACGGGGCCUGGCCACCAUUCCCCGCCUGGCCCUGGAUGUCAUGGCGUGCGAGGUGCUCCGCGUCCUGCAGCUCACCGACACCUUCCUUGUCCCUGUCAGCUACAUUGUGCCUCGCAAGUCCAACCAGGAAUUCCACGAGGAUCUGUUCCCUGACUGUGCUGGGAUGCUGCCGGCCACAGAUGCUCAGUCCUGGUGGGCAGGGGACAGUCAGCAGGUGAGCAGGGUGAGCCUGCACCCAGCACGGAGACCCACGCAGACCUUCUGUUCCCCGCUCAUCGCCGCUGUGCACAGCACCCAGCUGCCCAGUGACGGCCCUGUGGAUACUGAGCGCAGUGAGGGCAGUGGCUACUCUUCGCCCUCCGGCUCGCUGACCUCACCGAGCAGCGCCGGCGCCUCACUCUCCACCAGCACCGCCCCCUCCAGCGGCUUCAUCAGCAGCCCCAGCCAGAAGUCACUGCAGAGUAUUUUGGGGCCCAGCUCCCGCUUCCGGCACACACAGGGCACAGUGCUGCACCGUGACACCCACAUCACCAACCUGCGGGGGCUGAGCCUCACCACACCGGGCGAGAGCGACGGCUUCUGCGCCAACCACCAGCGAGUUGCCCUCCCACUGCUCUCUGCUGGUGGCCAGAUCGCUGUCCUUGAGCUCUCCAAACCAGGCCGUCUCCCCGACAUGGCUGUGCCCACCAUCCAGAAUGGUGCAGCAGUGUCUGACCUCUCCUGGGACCCCUUUGACCCACGGCGCCUUGCAGUCGCGGGGGAGGAUGCCAAGAUCCGGCUGUGGCGGGUGCCUGAGGGCGGGCUGCAGGACACACUGCAGGAGCCUGAGGCCGUGCUGAGAGGGCACACGGAGAAGAUCUACUCCAUCCGCUUCCACCCCGUGGCAGCCGACCUCCUCGUCUCCUCUUCCUACGACAUGACGGUGCGGAUCUGGGAGCUGGGUGCUGGGCAGGAGGUGCUGUGCCUGCAGGGACACACGGACCAGAUCUUCAGCCUGGCCUGGAGCCCCGAUGGGAGGAAGCUGGCGACAGUGAGCAAGGAUGGCCGGUUGCGGCUCUAUGAGCCUCGGUGCAGCCCCCAGCCCCAGCAGGAGGGUCCCGGCCCUGAGGGAGGCCGUGGGGCACGUGUGGUCUGGGUGUGCGGAGGCGAUUUCCUCCUCGUGUCCGGCUUUGACAGCCGCAGCGAGAGGAAGAUCCUUCUGUACCGUGCACAGGCCCUGCCUGAUGGGCCCCUCUCCGUUCUCGGCCUCGACAUGGCCCCGUCCACACUCCUGCCCUUCUACGAUGAGGACACCAGUGUUGUCUUCCUCACCGGCAAGGGUGACACCAGAGUCUUUCUCUACGAGGUGACUCCCGAGCCACCCUAUUUCCUCGAGUGCAACAGCUUCACCUCCACCGACCCCCACAAGGGCUUCGUCUUCCUGCGCAAGACAGCGUGCGACGUGCGGGAGGUGGAGUUCGCCCGGGCGCUGCGGCUGGGGCAGGGCAGCCUCGAGCCGGUGGCUUUCCGCGUGCCUCGCGUCAAGAAAGAGUAUUUCCAAGAGGACAUCUUCCCUCCGACCCGCGUGUGGUGGGAGCCGGCCCUGAGCGCCGGCGCCUGGCUGGGGGGAGCGGAGGGACAGCAGGGCCGCGCUGAACUCCGUCCUGCCGGCAUGGAGCCAGUCAGCCAGGCCCCGAGGGAGGCACCGGCACGGAAGUUUGUCCCUGCGGCCGCGUAUCUGGGGGAGAAGACGGACGAGCAGAAGAAGGAGGAGCUCCUCAGCGCCAUGGUGGCCCGGCUGGGGAACCGCCGCGACCCGCUGCCGCAGGACUCCUUCGAAGGCGUGGAUGAGGCCGAGUGGGACUAGGCCGCAGGCGGACCUCACGGCACCGCGCGGACGCCGGGCCUCGCCGGAGAGGAGCCAUCUCAAGGGCACCGGCCCCGCCAUUAAAGCUGCUGCACCCCG